AAUAAAAAAAACUUAAACAUGGAUGGGUUUAAUGGCAAAUUAACCCAAAUUACGCUCCCAACCCUUUCCGUCAACACCACUUCGCAACCCAAAAUUUACACUUCUUCUGCUACUGCCGCCGCCAUUUCUGCUCCCAUUCUGCUUAGUUUCAAGAUAUGGGUAAGCUUCCUUCUUUUAUUCUUCGUUCACUUGUUAAUGCUGGAAGCCAUCUUUCUAAUUUCCACUCUUUUUCUUCUUCUUCUUCUAACACCAUUGCUACCCACAUCGAGGCCCUAAGUAAGAGGCCCAUGUCCAUGCCUGUUAGAGGAAGGGAAAAAGAGACCACCGCUUCGAUAAAGUUGGUCAUGCUUUGAUUUUGUUCAAUAAGAUGAUUGAAAAGUAGCCAAAGCCUUCAAUUGUGGAAUUCACUAAAUUAUUAGCACCCGUUGUUAGAAUGAAACAUUAUGCCAUUGUUGUUUCUCUGUGUAGCCAGAUGGAAUUAUUGGGAGUUUCUCACAAUGCUUAUUCUUUGAACAUCUUGAUUAAUUGCUGUUGUCAAUUAGGUCGAAUUGAUUUUGGGUUUUCUGUUUUGGGAAAAUGUUGAAGUUAGGUGUUGGACCUGAUGUUGUAACUUUUACAACUUUGAUUAUUGGGCUUUGUAAUCAAAGUAAUAUUUCUGAGGCCGUUUGUAUGUUCGAUGAAAUGACUGAGAGAGGGUAUCAACCUGAUUUGAUUGUUUACAAUACAGUACUUAAGGGGUUGUGUAAGACCGGCAACACUGAUAGAGCUGUUAGGUUUCUAAGGCUGAUGGAAAGCAGAGGUUUUGAACCUAAUAUUGUAGCAUAUAAUACCAUCCUUGACUGUCUUUGUAAGAAAGGGUUGUUGAAGGAGGCUCUCGAUCUCUUCUCCGAAGUGAAGGUUAAGGGCAUUAGACCAAAUAUCAUUACUUAUAGUUGUUUAACUCAUGAUAUGUGUAAUUCGGGCCAGCAGGAGGAGGCUACAAGGCUUUUGAAUGAAAUGGUGGAUAACAAUAUUUCACUUAAUAUUGUCACGUAUAAUAUAUUGAUCAAUGCACUUUGUAAGGAGGGGUUGCUUUCCAAAGCUGUAGAAACUAUUGGCAUAAUGAGAAAGCAAGACAUGGAGCCCAAUAUUGUUACGUAUAACACAUUGGUUGAUGCACAUUGCAAAGAAUGGAUGGUUUCUAAAGCUGAGGAUAUUUUGAUGACUGAGAAGGGUUGUGCACCUAAUAUAGUUACUUACAGCACCAUGAUCAAUGGAUAUUGCAAAGGUAAAAGGUUAGACAAAGCAAUGGAACUCUUUCAUGAAAUAUCUCGAAAGGGACCGAUCCUGGAUACUGUCACAUACGCCACUCUCUUGCAGAGUAUGUUUCAGUUAGGGAGAGUUUCAACUACUUGUGAACUGCUUAGAAAGAUGCUUGCUUCUGGACAAAUUCCAGAUAUAGUGACCAGUUUGAUUUCGCUGAAUGGUUUAUGUGAAACAGGUCAUAUCAAAGAGGCAUUGAAACUUUUUGAAGCAAUGCGGAACAGUGGGUUGGAACUUGAUGUUGUCCCAUAUGCUAUCCUAAUUGAUGGGUUGUGCAAAGUUGGGCUUGUCAAGGUUGCAAAAGAAUUAUUUCAUCAACUCUCAGACAAAGGUUUAAAACCGAAUGUUUGCACAUAUCGUGUAAUGAUUAAUGGGCAGUGUAAAGAUGGAUUGCCAAAUGAAGCAUACAGGUUGUUUGGGAGCAUGGGAGAUAAUGGUUGUUCGCCUGAUAGCUGUUGUUCUAAUGUAAUGAUCCGGGGGUUCCUUCGUAACAACUAUACCUCAAAGGCAACACAACUUCUUACAGAAAUGGUGACAGAUAGUUUAACGAAAAUUUUAAGGGAAAGUAGAUUGAAAGCCAGUCAUCUACCCUACACCAGCGAUCUAAUCGAGGGGUUAUCCUAAAUUGAAUUUAGGUAGAAGCUUC
Messenger RNA from Gossypium arboreum, 1948 nucleotides. RefSeq names its product pentatricopeptide repeat-containing protein At1g63130, mitochondrial-like. Gene Ontology annotation, molecular function: protein binding. The transcript has 3 exons. The record is from RefSeq and is a predicted model, not a curated record. The coding region runs from base 577 to 1926 and encodes 449 amino acids. Lineage: Eukaryota; Viridiplantae; Streptophyta; Magnoliopsida; Malvales; Malvaceae.